Messenger RNA from Vicia villosa (hairy vetch), 1895 nucleotides. Its product is annotated as protein FAR1-RELATED SEQUENCE 5-like. Gene Ontology annotation, molecular function: zinc ion binding. The transcript has a single exon. Lineage: Eukaryota; Viridiplantae; Streptophyta; Magnoliopsida; Fabales; Fabaceae. Gene Ontology annotation, biological process: regulation of DNA-templated transcription. The record is from RefSeq and is a predicted model, not a curated record. Bases 84 to 1895 code for a protein of 603 amino acids.
GUGAAGCAAAAUUUCGGGUUCAUAUUGAUAUAAUUUCACACCGUUGGUAUGUCACAGUUUUUACCUUUGAGCACAAUCAUGCAAUGUUAAAGGAGAAGCACUGCAGGCUGUUGGCAGGUAAUAGGAAGCUUAGUAAGUCAGAUAAGAUGCAAAUUAAGAAUUUUGGGAAUGCCGGAAUCAAAGUAACUCAAAUGAUUGGUUCAUUCGCUAAUGCUGCCGGGGGGUAUGAUAAGGUAGGAUUUUUGAAGAAGGAUGUACAUAAUCAAAUUGCAAGACAAAGGAAAGAGAUGUCUUCUGAUGCUAAAGGUGCUGUCAGGUAUCUUAUUGAUCUUCGUGUAAUAGAUCCAUUGAUGCUUGUUGCACACACGGUGGGUGCGGAUGGAACGUUGCAAAACCUAUUUUGGAGCGACGGUGAGAGUCAAAAGAAUUAUGAACUGUUUAGUGAUGUGCUUGCUUUUGAUGCUACAUACAAGAAAAAUAAGUACAGGUGCCCAUUUGUUGUUUUUUCUGGUGUUAAUCACCAUAACCAGACGAUUAUAUUUGCUACUGCCAUAGUUUCAAAUGAGGUUGAAGGGACAUAUGUAUGGUUGCUGGAGCAGUUUUUGGUUGCAAUGAAAGGUAAGACACCUUUAUCUGUAAUAACGGACGGUGAUGUUGCUAUGAGAAAUGCAAUCAGGAAAGUCUUUCCCAACAGUUACCACAGGUUAUGUGCAUGGCAUCUCCUACGAAAUGCAAUUUCCAACAUUAGCAAUCCCAAUUUCAUCCCUGUUUUCAAAAAAUUAAUGCUUGGUGAUCAUGAUGUUUGGAAAUUUGAGAGUUUGUGGAAUGAAAUGUUAGAUAGGUUUGGGUUAGAAGAUAAUAAUUGGAUCAAUGAAUUGUACCAGAAAAGGAAGAUGUGGGCAACAGCUCAUAUUAGGGGAAAUUUCUUUGCAGGAAUAAGAACGACAUCGCGGUGCGAAGCAUUUCAUAGUCAUAUGGGACAGUUUGUACACUCGAAGAUGAAUAUGACUGAUUUUGUUAAGCAGUUCCAUAGGUGUGUGGCAUAUUUUCGAUUUAGAGAGGUUCAAGCUGAUUUUGAAUCCCAAUAUGGACAGGCAGUGUUGCAUACCAAUCUUAGGGCGCUUGAGAGGUCAGCAUCAAAGCACUGGACAAAAGAGAUAUUUGAAAUGGUACGAUCUGUUAUGAAAAAGGUAACCUUAACAUCUGUAUUAGAUAUUCAAGAUAUGGCAUCAGUUACCAUUUAUGCGGUGACAAAAUACAGAGACGAAGGGCAUGGAUGGCGUGUUUCCCACUGUCCAUCGAAUAACGAUUUCAGAUGCUCGUGUCUUAGAAUGGAAUCCAUUGGGAUUCCUUGUGAGCACAUUGUUGCUGUGAUGGUUUAUCUUAAUAUUGUAGAAUUUCCUGAGAAUCUUGUGCUGAAUCGUUGGUCAUUAUAUGCGAAGGAGUCUAUUAGUGGAAGUUAUGAAGAUGGUUCCCACUACUGGGAUUCACAUUUGGUUGCUAGACACGCUACUUUGGUGAAUCUUAGUAAGGAGGUCGCUGACUUGUCAUAUAUGGAUGUUGAUGAUUACAAAAAAUAUUUAGAAUAUCUGACUAAUGAACUUUGUAGGCUUAAAUCGAAGUACAACAAUGAAGAUGUUCCAGAUAACAUACAUGUUGAAGAGGAGUUGGUGAAUAUACUUAACCCUUCAUGUUCAAGAAGCAAGGGUUGUGGACCAGGUACUGUUGGUACAUCAGAGAGACCCAGGCGGACACAGACGUGUGGGAUAUGCGGUGCAGCUGGUCACAACAGAAGAUGCUGCCCUACUCUUGGAGCAGAUGGAGAGCCUCCUGCAGAUAGUUCUUUACAAUCAGCAUCUGUAAGGUUAAGUAAUGACUAUGGAUUUUCAGUUUGA